AUGAGGGUGCCCCUGUGGUUGUUGCCUCUGCAGAUAUUCGGAAUCCCUAGAGCCUGGGCAGUUGACUCGUUGCAGUUGCAAUCACAAUCACCCCAGUCGCCGCAAAUCACGUUGGACUUGGAGCCGGACGACGUCUCCUGCCCGGACUACACCUCUUAUGCCUCGCGACGCCAUGAUCCGCCGUCGACGGGCGCGUAUCGGCUGCCGUACCAGCGCCCAGUCCCGCCAUGUCGCACCUUCAACCUCUCCGAGGUCGAGGAGACGAUUGCUGCUAUGGAGAAGGUCGUGAAAGACCCAGACCUGUUUCGGCUGUUUGAGAACUGCUUCCCAAAUACGCUCGAUACCGCCAUUACCUGGAAGGGCAGGGCCACCGUCGAGGCUGCAGACCUUGAGCUAGGAAUUACUAGCAAUGGCACGGGUGAAGAGCUCACUUUCAUCACCACCGGCGACAUCAACGCCAUGUGGCUCCGGGACAGCGCCAACCAGCUCCAGAGCUACAAGUCGCUGCUCAGGGCCAACGGCUCGUCGUCGUCCCUGGCCUCGCUGUUCCGCGGCACCAUCAACCUGCAGGCGCGGUACAUCCAAGCGUCGCCGCACUGCAAUGCCUUCCAGGCGCCUGCCGAGGCGAACCUCACGGGAGCCUUCGGCCUCGGCUCCGGCGCUGACUACGUGUGGCCGACGCCCGACGCGACGGCCGUCUUCGAGUGCAAGUACGAGCUCGACUCGCUGGCCGCGUUUUUGCAGCUCAGCCACGAGUACUACGUCAGCACGGGGGACGCGGCCUUUUUCGCGGGAGCGGGGGCAGGGGCCGAGGCCGAGGCCGAGGACAUGGUCGGCGGGUGGAGCGACGGCGGGUGGAGCGACGCGCUCGACGCCGUGCUCAACACCACGGCCGAGCUGCUAGCCGGCACGUACGGCGACGACGGGUCGGUGGCGGCGUCGCCGUACACGUUCCAGCGCUCGACGUCGACGGCCACCGAGACGCUGUGCAACGGCGGCGUCGGCGCGCCCGUGCGCGGCGGCACCGGCCUCGUGCGCAGCGCCUUCCGCCCCAGCGACGACGCCUGCACCUACCAGCUCUUCAUCCCCGGCAACAUGAUGCUGUCGCGCUACCUGACGCUGUGCGCCGACAUUGUCGACACGCUGGGCGAGACGGAGAAGGCGGGCAUGAUGCGCGUGUUUGCCGACAGCAUCCGCGCCGGCAUCGAAAAGUACGGCAGGGUGAACCACCGCCUGUUUGGCAAGAUCUACGCGUACGAAGUGGAUGGCUACGGCAGCUACAAUGUCAUGCCCCGUGCCUACGACGACGCCAAUAUCCCCAGCCUCCUGAGCGCUCCCAUGUUCGGCUACGUCAGCCGCCACGACCCGGUCUACCAAAACACGCGGCGCUUCAUUCUCAGCAAGGAGAACCCCUAUUUCAUGUUUGGGCCCGUGAUCAACUCCACGGGCGGCCCGCACGCCGGGCCCGGCAUGGCGUGGCCCAUGAGCCUGAUCGUGCGGAUACUGACGAGCGACGACGACGAUGAGAUCGUCGACUCGCUGAGGCAGAUCCUCUCGUCGACGGACGGGCUAGGCCUCAUCCACGAGUCGAUCAACACGCAGUCUGAGUCGGUGUGGACGAGACAGUGGUUCUCGUGGGCCAACGGCCUGUUCGGGCAGAUGAUGCUCGACCUGCGGCAAAGAAAACCGCACCUGCUGGCGCUCAGCUACCAGCCGACAAAUCACAAGAAAGAGACGCUAGUCUCAAAUCACGAGGACGAGACGCCAGUCUCAGGGACCGCCAGUCUAUUCGAUAAUAAUGGUAAUAUUAGUGAUAGUAGUUAA
Lasiosphaeria miniovina is the source of this 1824-nucleotide messenger RNA. RefSeq lists its product as uncharacterized. The record is from RefSeq and is a predicted model, not a curated record. The coding region runs from base 1 to 1824 and encodes 607 amino acids. Gene Ontology annotation, biological process: carbohydrate metabolic process. The transcript is spliced from 6 exons. NCBI's taxonomy places the organism in Eukaryota, Fungi, Ascomycota, Sordariomycetes, Sordariales, Lasiosphaeriaceae.